AUGUCGUCUAAAAUUGAGAGAAUCUUUACAGGACCUGCUUUAAAAAUAUCAAAUUUUUUAGAUAAAUUCCCUAAAAUUCAUAAUGUAUAUUUCAUUGCUUGUAUUUCAACUAUAGCGGGAUUGAUGUUUGGUUUUGAUAUCUCAUCAAUGUCAGCAUUCAUAGGUUCAAGACCAUAUCUCGAAUAUUUCAAUCAUCCAGGAGCUGAUAUGCAAGGUUUUAUCACCUCAUCAAUGAGUUUAGGAUCAUUUUUUGGAGCUUUAUCGUCAAGUUUUGUUUCUGAACCUUUUGGAAGAAGAUUAUCUUUAAUUAUUUGUUCUUUGCUUUGGAUUAUUGGUGCUGCUAUUCAAUCUUCAGCUCAAAAUAGAGCUCAAUUGAUAAUUGGUAGAAUUAUAUCUGGUUUUGGUGUUGGAUUUGGUUCAUCAGUUGCUCCAAUAUACGGAGCAGAGAUAUCUCCAAGAAGACGAAGAGGAACAGUUAAUGGAUUUUUUCAAUUUGCAGUUACAUUAGGUAUCAUGAUUAUGUUUUACAUAGGUUUUGGAGUUGGUCAAAUCAAUGGAGUUGCAUCUUUUAGAAUUGGUUGGGGUAUCCAAAUUGUACCAGGAUUAUUAUUAUUCUUUGGAUGUUUCUUUAUCCCUGAAUCACCAAGGUGGUUAGCAAAACAAGGUAGAUGGGAACAAGCUGAGACCGUAGUAGCAAAUGUCCAAGCUCAUGGAAAUCAUGAAGAUGCUGAUGUUAAAGUCGAAAUUGCAGAGAUUAAAGAACAAUUAUUGAUUGAUGAAGCGGCCAAGUCAAUUGGUUAUGCUACUUUAUUUAGAAAAAGAUAUAUUGUGAGAACUUUUACAGCCAUGUCAUCUCAAGUAUGGCAACAAUUAACUGGUAUGAAUGUUAUGAUGUAUUAUAUUGUUUACAUUUUCCAAAUGGCAGGUUAUUCAGGAAAUGCCAAUUUAGUUGCUUCAUCAAUUCAAUACGUUUUAAAUGUUGUAUGUACUGUUCCAGCAUUAUUAUUAUUUGAUAAAGUUGGUAGAAGACCAUUAUUGAUUGGAGGUGCUUUAAUGAUGAUGUGUUGGCAAUUUGGUUUAGCCGGAAUAUUAGGUGCACGUUCUGUGCCUUGGCCAGAGUCAGACAAUGAAUCAGUAAAUAUUAGAAUUCCUGAAAGUGAUAAGCCAGCUUCAAACGGUGCUAUUGCUUGUUGUUACUUAUUUGUUUGUUCAUUUGCUUCAACUUGGGGUGUUGGUAUUUGGGUUUAUUGUUCAGAAAUUUGGGGAGAUAGUAGAAUUUCUCAGAGAGGAAAUGCUUUAUCAACAUCAGCAAAUUGGAUUUUGAAUUUUGCUAUUGCAAUGUAUACACCUGCAGGUUUUAAAAAUAUAAGCUGGAGAACAUAUAUUAUUUACGGAGUUUUCUGUUUCUGCAUGGCUAUACAUGUAUUCUUUGGUUUCCCAGAAACUCGUGGUAAACGUUUAGAAGAAAUUGGACAAAUGUGGGAAGAGAAAGUACCAGCUUGGAGAUCAGCUUCAUGGCAACCAAGUAUACCUAUUGUAUCUGAAACUGAGAUGAUUAAAAAAAUGAAUGUUGAACAUAAAGAGCAUGGUGGUUUAAUGGAUGAUGAUUCAUAUUCUGAUGAAAGAAUGAAAGGUGUUGAAACUAAUUCUGUUUAG
Molecule: messenger RNA, 1656 nt
Organism: Lodderomyces pseudojiufengensis
Lineage: Eukaryota; Fungi; Ascomycota; Pichiomycetes; Serinales; Debaryomycetaceae
Product: sugar porter family MFS transporter
Exons: 1
Coding region: 1-1656 (551 amino acids)
Biological process (GO): transmembrane transport; carbohydrate transport
Cellular component (GO): membrane
Molecular function (GO): carbohydrate:proton symporter activity
Source: RefSeq, a predicted model, not a curated record